CUUCACCAUUGGCGUUUAGAAAAGGCUAUUUAAGUAUUUACAGGAAGAGACGUUACUUGGACGGUAUGAAUAAAAAGAUGAUUUCCUCAGGAAAUUCCUGAUUGAAGGGCGUCUUUUAAACAGGUCCGCAGUGGCAGAUGUGCUGAAACACAAACCUUGGCAAAGCUCUGUAUGGGAAGAACAAAACAGCUGAAGGAGGAACGCUUUUAGGGUGUUUUUAUUCCUCCUUCAGAUCGGGAAAGGAACAAGAUCAUCUUUAAACAGCAGAGCAAUAACUAAACAUGUCAAACAGUAAAACACACAUGACAUGUCUACUAGGCGGUGAAAAGGAGAAAUGCUAAAUAUAGAUUCUUGUACAUUGUAUGUGACCGGUGAAAAACAUUGUGUGAACCAAUGACCAGUAGAUAGCAUAAAAGGAUAUUUCAAAGUGUUGAGGGCAGUUGUGCUGAUAGAAGGUUUCCCAAACUCUGCUUUUCUGGUGGGAUGAGGUUUCCGGUGAAUCAAGUGACUGACGAAGUCUGAGGCUAUAUUUGGACAGACUUCUUCCUAGAGGGAUGGCUAGCUGUGACACAGAGUCAGACAGCCUGGACAGUACCUGCUGCAGAGGGCUGUCUGUCCUGGGUAUUUCCUCAGAGAAGGGGGAGAGUAUGGGGAGUUCCAGUGUGGGGACCUCUUACCACCAGACUCCCGACAUAGAGGAGCACGCACAGGGCUACGAUGUGGAGUUCGACCCGCCCCUGGAGAGCAAGUAUGAGUGUCCCAUCUGUCUGAUGGCGUUGAGGGCGGCUGUGCAGACUCCCUGCGGACACAGAUUUUGUAAGGGCUGCAUUGAGAAAUCCCUCAGGGAUGCAGGACAGAAGUGCCCGGUGGACAAUGAGGUCCUGCUGGAGAACCAGCUGUUUCCUGAUAACUUUGCCAAGCGAGAGAUCCUGUCCCUCACGGUGUGCUGCCCCAAUGAGGGCUGCAUGCACAAGAUGGAGUUGCGCCACCUAGAGACGCAUGUGUCUCAGUGUGUCUUUGCCACUGUGGAGUGUCCGCUGUGCCACACUGCUGUGUGGAAGAGCCAGCAGGAGGAGCACAUGAAACAGGAGUGCCCACGCCGUGUGACCAGCUGCCAGAACUGUGCCUCCUGCAUCGUGUUCGAGGAGCUCCAGUACCAUGACCAGGAGUGCCCCCUAGCGAACGUGGUGUGUGACUACUGCAGUACGGAGCUCAUCCGGGAGCAGCUGCAGUAUCACUGUGAAAUGGACUGUCCUCAGGCCCCCGUCGCCUGUACCUUCAGCUCCUUCGGCUGUCCUGAGAAGAUGCAGCGAAACAAACUGGCGCAGCACAUGCAGGAUUACACGCAGAUGCACUUACGUUUGAUGGCACAGUUCCUGCUCGGUAACCGCAUGCCCGCACAUCUUCCAGAGAGUUCUGAUCUCCACUUCGCCCCGUCCCCCUCGGCCGGGCCCAUCCCCCUGCCUCUCUCCCUGUCUGGAGCCGCUGCUGCAGCCCCCUCUCUCCAGUGCCAGUGCUCUGCGGCUCUGCAGGACCAGCGUGAGACCCUGCAGCAGCUGGAGGCCCGUCUAGUCAGACAGGACCACCAGAUCCGGGAGCUGCUGGCUAUCAAGGAGACGCAGAGCACGCAGGUGGGCACUCUGAAGAGGCAGGUGCGCACGCUGGAGGAGAAGGUGAGCGAGCUGGAGGCGGAGCAGUGUAUUGGCAUCUACGUGUGGAAACUGGAGAACUUCUCCAGCUACUUGAGUAACCAGGAGGCCGAGCAGCCUGUGGUCAUCCACAGCCCUGGCUUCUACACGGGCCGGCCCGGCUACAAGCUCUGCCUUCGGCUCCACCUGCAGACUCCCAGUGCUCCACGCUGCGCCAACUACAUCUCCCUGUUUGUGCACACCAUGCAGGGCAAGUAUGACAGCCAGCUGCCCUGGCCCUUCCAGGGAACCAUCCGCCUCUCCAUCCUGGACCAGACUGAAGGUGUUGUCCAGCAGAACCACGAGGAAGUGAUGGAUACUAAGCCGGACCUCCUGGCCUUCCAGCGCCCCACCGCCCAGCGCAACCCCAAGGGCUUCGGCUACGUCACUUUCAUGCAUCUGCAGGCCCUGCGGCAGAGGGAGUACGUGCGGGACGAUGCACUGCUGGUGCGCUGCGAGGUCACCCCGCGCCUCGAUGUGAGCAGCAUUCGCAGGGAGGGGUUUCAGCCCAGGGGCACAGAGCCCCCUGUUUAACAUGGAGGUUUGGCAGGGGGUGAUACUGAGUCACUGUUGUUUCAGCAAUAUUAAAGACAAGAAACAAUAUUACACAAUGCCAGUACGGUGCUGAUUCGAUGUGAUGAAUACUCAAGGUCAAACGUUACGCAGUUGUAUCAUGGAGGUUGUGUAUCGUAAUUGGAAACAUCAAUCAUAUAAAUUAGCUUACCUAUUUCCUUUUUAAAAAUAUAUUGAUUUUCUACAUAGAUCCCUGGAUACAGCAAAGAUAGUGCUGUUUUUUUGUAAACACUGCAGGGUGUUCUUUGGGUCAAUUACAGUGCUUGUAAUUUUAAUGGUUUAAUUCGCAGUUCAGAAGCAUGCCAAAGAACUGAACUAAAUGAGUUCCAACUGCAACAUGCUAAUUAAUACGAAGAUUCGGGAAAUAAGUUUAGCCAACAUAUACAAGUGUUGGUUAAACUAAACUGCAAUUCUUUUUUAAAGUGAGCUCCACACAAACAAAUAUUAUCUGUCAUUUAAAGAUUAAGUGGAAUUCACCUAAAUAAUUUGUACUCUUGCAUGACAAUCAACACGAUUUGAACACUUUAAAAAUAAAACCCCAUUGUCCUCUGCAUAUUAGGGAUGGUAAAGCAGAGUAAAAACAAUAACAAUUGAGCACAGCAAAUGCAUUGGAAAAGAAACUGAUCAUUAACAUGCAAAAUAGCCAGUGAAAAACUUCUAAGGGUUGCAAUGUUGUAUUAAAAACAGUACAUUGAAGUACGAUAUUCUAUUGUGGCUGAUGUGAUAUGCACAUACAGAACAAAAGUGUUUGUGUGUGCAACUCAUUUAAAUGGAACAAGCACUGACAGUCUCUAAAUUCACAUAGUAAUUUACUUAAAAGGUACGCUGCAAUUGACCCAAGCACUAUAAGCAAUAACAACAUACUGCAGUGCCAUUACAUAGUGUUGCUCAGCACUUGCCAGGAGCACUGCAAAUGUUGACUUCUUAAUCCCUCUGUAACUAUUUACAUGCAAUCCAUUUUUAAUAAGCACACCUUCAUUGAAUGUUUACUGACAUUAUUUUAGUGCCCUUGUUGUAAUGAAUACAGAAUGUUAAUAUUACAUCACUAAACAGUGUCAUUUAUUGUUGGUCAGUGAGUUAUAUAAACACUGGAUAAAAUCCAGAGACAUAGAUGUGAUCUCAGGCUUCAUUCUGGAACCCUAGAACAGCAGAUUCAAUGCGAUCACUAGUUGUGUGCCUUAAUUGAAGUCCAGCCAUACAGACCCUUUGCUGACUGACAGAUGCAGUGUACACCUGUGGUACAUGGGUUUGUUUAUUUCAAUGAAAUUGCUCUGCAUGUGCACCUCAGUCCUGAUCUGAACACCCCCUGCCAUUCAGUCCAGGACACCUCUCAUUCCAAACUGGGGCAAUUCUUGAUUGUGGGCAAUAAACUAAUUUCACCUUGGUGAGAUACAAACCCAGCUCACUCCGAUGAAGUGAACAUCGUGCAGUCUGUCAUUUGUUACAUUUUCCUUCAAUGGUCAUUGUAAUUAUCAUGAUGAAUCCUCGAAAGAGACUUGAUGACGUGACAAACCUGUCCUGAGACCACCCCGUGAUCUUCAACAGUAUGGUCUCCAAUAUUUUAAAUACUAUUUUACCUACGGAUCCCUUUAUGCCAGAAAAUAGCGGCACACAGUAAAAUCUUUUUUUUCUAAA
Molecule: messenger RNA, 3896 nt
Organism: Acipenser ruthenus (sterlet)
Lineage: Eukaryota; Metazoa; Chordata; Actinopteri; Acipenseriformes; Acipenseridae
Product: TNF receptor-associated factor 6-like
Exons: 8
Coding region: 555-2222 (555 amino acids)
Biological process (GO): interleukin-1-mediated signaling pathway; positive regulation of JNK cascade; tumor necrosis factor-mediated signaling pathway
Cellular component (GO): plasma membrane signaling receptor complex
Molecular function (GO): ubiquitin protein ligase activity; tumor necrosis factor receptor binding; zinc ion binding
Source: RefSeq, a predicted model, not a curated record